UGUGAAUACAGACUUUAGUGAUGUAGGUGUUCCGGUGCAUCCACAACCGUCAGUCCCAGAGCAAAGAAAAGCAUUUGUCGAUACAAGCGUUGGCAUAGAUUAUGGGCUACGAGAUUCACGGCAGCAACAACCCGUCUACUCAAGAGAUGAUGGUGCGUAUGCGGGCAGUAGUCUCAACACAGAUUAUGGAGUACGUGUAUCAGAACAGACCGAACCUUCCUACCCAGGCGGUAGUAAAUCACAAAUAGAUACUAGCUUCAACACGGAUUAUGGUUUAGAUGUAUCAGUACAGCCCCAACCUUCUUUCCAAGAAGGCAGUAAGUCACAUAUAGAUACUAGCGUUAACACAGAUUAUGGUUUAGGCGUGUCAGUACAGGAGCAACCUUACCUAGGCGGAAAUAGGGGCGCGUAUACAGACACCAGUGUAAACCAAGGUUACGGUUUAGACCCAGAAGGAAGAGGAUCAUAUGUUGAUACCAGUAUAUCAGGGUAUGGUGCACGGGUUCCGGUGCAGCCGAACUCUUUCCUCCAAGGAGGUGGAGGUUCAUUUACGGACAGAAGCGUGAAUAUAGACAGGACCGCAAGUAUAGGCAACGUUAAAAGCGCGAACGACGAUUAUGUAAUACCAAUCGUAGCACAGUAUCCAAACAGCGGUGUCCGUGUAGCAGAUGAAGUGCAACACAUUGGGGUAGAUGCCAUCAUUCCGAUUGUCGCACAUUACCCAAGUACGGGCGUGUCUGUAUCAGGUUCCUCGGGCACUAGAGCCUUCCGUACAGACGGGCAGGAAAACAUUAACAGCAAAGAUUAUGUCAUACCGCACGUCUCACUGAACGAGCGAAGACGGGGUGGAAGUAAUCUCGACCAAGCUUCCUUACAAAAUUUCCAACAAGGUUGGAACAGCCCUUCUACGAGAGAAGGCCAAAUUGCUUACCCACAACCUGAAGGUGAUGUAAACGCUGGGUACUCUAUCACUCCCGGUGUGGAGGAUCGUGGAUACCGUAGAACUGUGCUAGAUGGUUCUGUGAACAUCGAGCCUGAAACCAGUCCAGUUGCGUACGGAACAGACGUCGUUGUACCGCAAGUGUCUCAUGCUCUUAACGGCGGGGUGGGAAUACGUGACAGGAACUAUGGCUCUCCCUCUGAUGACAAUACUGCAGGAACACGGGGGCGGCUACCCGUUGGAGGAAGGAGAGAUAUUACGAACGUUGCCACAGGUGGCCCUGUCAGAAUUGAUACAUAUGAUCGCGGUCAAUCGGAUAGGAAUUCAGCACUAACUGGUAAAUCAAAUCAGGCAACUCUAAAUGAUUUUCUGAACGCUAAUGUUGGUGUUCGUGUUCAAUAUCCUUCCACGAAAGCGGGUACGAAUCCACAGACAGUGUUCAUCAACAGUGACAAGCGCCCAGGUUCUGUUCCAGACGUGUCAGCUCAAGGAUUUACAAUCAAUGGUGGCUCAUCUAUAAAAGAGCAAGGUCAAUCAGACCACGUAGGUGAUUUAUCGCCUGGUCGCGUAAGUCCAAACCGACCAGGUUCCGAAAACGGCGACCGCUUUUUCGUCCGAACUCCAUUUGUUCGUCAAAUCAACACCGAAACUAUACAGCCAUCGAUAUCCACAGAUGUGAUUGCUGGUAUGCGGGGGCCAAACAGUCGUUCAUCCCAAGACGAAACACGUGUGAGUAUCAGUCGCGCAUCCAGUCGCAGGCCUGAUCAAGGCGUUAGACCAAAUCAAUCUAUCUAUUCUAACCGCGGCAUAGAUGAACACACUUCCAACUUCCCACCAAUAAGCAAGCAGCCUGAAUGGGGUCGUCGAGCGAGGACAAGAGUCAAUGUGAAAUUCACAAGAAAUGCGACACGAGAUGCGGUUACGGGAUUACUGAAUAAUCCAUAUAUAGGUCGCGAUGCCUCGAAUAACGUCCGUGUCAGUGUAACUGGGCAUGUCGUAACGCCACUAGAUGACCAGAAUAGUAGAACUUCUCAGGAGAACUCCGUACGGGUAGACGUUACUACACCAGCGUACGAACGCUAUGGACACCGCCCCACAAUUCGUGCUCAGGGCACAGUACUUACACCUUUUAUCACACCGGCUACGAGUCAAGGAAGAGAAGGUCUAGGAAUACGGAACACAUCACGUACCUAUGGCUAUGACUCGAAUAGCGUCCGGGUCAGUGUAACCGGGAGCAUGUUCACGCCAUUACCUGGUGUGUUUCAAACACCUCGUAUAAUUUCAGUUGAGGAUUCCACGCCAAAAUAUACUCCAUAUGGCGUACGUACGAAGGAUGGCGAUGUUUACCCAUAUCGAAUAAAUUCUGCAAGGCCCGGUGAUUCUCUGUCCAUACGGAUAGCUUCUCACGCAGAACCAAACGUUGCGUCAAACGAGGGAUCAACCGUUCAAGUAAAAUCGACGUUUUCCGUGAAGACAGCCUUUUCCGACAAAGCGUCGCAAGCAAAUCCCGCCGAUACCUCAUUCACAGAACCAGACGCGCCUGUUGGUGGUACGCGACGGAAUCCAUAUUCAAGCCUUAUCAACAAUAGGAAACGCACGGGCGGCACCAGGGAGGCCUCGACACAGUCCCCGGAUCGCGUCUACGGCUACCGUAGAACUGUCAGGCCUGGCUCGGAUCUGACGUUAGAGACAGCUACAGCAUCGACGAGACUAAAUGUCUCACCAGAUAACCUGCCGUCUGCUCCUGCUAUAGAAGUGAGGAAUGUUGGAGUAAACUACGACGAUAAUCUUGUCGGUGGUAUAGCGGUAGGCUGCGAUGUCACACAACGGAAAAUGCAUAUAAGUAUCAACUUUAAGCAAAGCUUUACUGGAAAGAUAUACUCCAAGGGUUUCUUCAAAAUCGUGCCAUGCAAGCAAACUUUCGAAGAUGAGAUCUUGGCAAAUUUCAGCAUCCCACUUGAUGCCUGUGGCACAGAAGAAAGAUCUGAGGGAGACACUCACAUAUUUUCCAAUACCAUAGUCGUGAUGACAGACAGCUUCUUUGGUGUUCUCUGGUCAUCGGAUCGCGCCUAUACAGUUUCUUGCUCGUUUAGAUCGGUAGGGGGCAGCAAACACUUAGGGUGGAGCAUUACUGUCCCCAUGCUGGGACGCAACGCAAGAGUUCCGGUCGUGCAGCACGAUAUUCCGACACCAGAGGUCGCGUUUAAAGUAGUCGGCGGCCAAGAUCCUCGGAACGCAAUAGCUGCUGACCUGAAUGUCGGCGGUUACGGAGCCCUCGUAGUUUACUAUGUCCGCGACCCUAACUGGGACGUACUGCCUGUGAACUGUUCUGCUAAGGACGGAACAACGAGAAACCAGAUCCAGCUGAUCGAUCACAACAGUUGUCCAACGCAACGCAAGCUGGUUGGCAAGUUUAGAGAACUCCAGUAUCCAAAUGAUCUAAAUACGUACCAAGUCUCCAUAUUUGAAGUCUUCAAAUUUCCAGAUCAAAAUAACGUGUAUUUCGAAUGCAUGGUGAACGUGUGCCGAGGGAAUUGUAAGCGGGUCUCAUGCGAUCAAUCGUCGAGGAAACGAAGAGACACCAUCGCACGUCAACACUUGGCCAAUAUUGCUCCUGUUGAACAAGUGGCCGUGUUUCAGCAAGUGAAAGUGAAAUUACAGGGCGAGAAUGCUGAGCUAAGCAUAGCAAAGCGGCCUACAAAAAUGCGCAGCGACUGUGUGAACACGAGAAGCGCUGUCAUCGGUGGGACGGCCAUGUUGCUCAGCAUCGCCGUGUCGCUCGUAGCUGCACUGAUAUCAUACAGAAAAUACAGCUUGCUCCAUUACACCGAAACCAAACUGCGGCUCCCGGACCUGAGAGAUGAGAUGAUGCAGACGCGAAACGCCAUGGUGAUGCCUGUACCAGCGCCACUGUUACACUUGUCCUCGAGGUGCAACCAAGAGGCGGAAUGCUGAUGUAUACAUCCUAACUAUAUGUUAUAUAAGUCUUGGCAAAUUUAAACAUUCCGCUUGAUGCGUGUGGUAAAGAAGAAUGAUCUGAGGUACGGAAUACGACGGUGGAUGAAGUUAAAUAUUUAUUAGACCACGCGCGCGCGCGUGUGUGUGUGUGUGUGUGUGUGUGUGUGUGUGUGUGUGUGUGUGUGUGCGUGUAAGUAUUCUAGCGUGUAAAGAAUUAAAAAACGAUAGAAAUCGGGUGUUGACGUUUUGCUAUAUCAUUUCCAUAACAAAUUUUAUUUGUUUAGACGCUGCGAUGCGUUUUUAUGCAUGCGUGCGAGCUUGCGUUCGUGUGCGUGCGUGUGCGUUUUCGUGCGUUAAGAGAGCGAGAGAGCGAAAGAGAGAGAAAGAUAGAGAUAGAGAGAGAGAGAUAGAGAUAGAGAGAGAGAGGGAGAAAGAAAGAGAAAGAUUGAAAGCGAGAACAGAAGGGGAACAGAAAGGGGCACGUGUGAGAGAGGAUCCGGUGCUUUGUUCUUCGUACCACGAAGUGUUAACUAAAGGCUUGCUGUUUGCUAUGUGAUAACUCGUCCACUGGAGCGCAUUCAAAGACUAAUGUAUCUUACUAUAUCUAUUUAUCCGCCUGUCUGUCUGUCUGUCUGUCUGUCUGUCUGUCCGUCCGUCCGUCAGUCCGUCUGUAUGUAUAUAUAUAUAUGUCUGUCUGUAUGUCUGUCUGUCCGUACAUCCGUCCGUCCGUCCGUUCGUCCGUCCGUCCGUCCGUCCGUCCGUCCGUCCGUGUAUAUAUAUAUAUAUAUAUAUCACAUUGCACUGCUCAUAUUUAAAAUAACGAUCAUUAUUAGUGUAUGUCCUAGUUGUGCCUUCUCCUCGUAUUGACCCGCUUGGGAAAUUAAGAUUCCAGCUCCCCCCCCACACACACACAUUGUGAAUAGGUACACAGUCGCGCUGAAGUGUUUUCAUUCGUAUUCUCGCAAAUCGUAAUAAUCCGUAGAAUCGCUGGUUAAACGACAUUUUCCGCGCAUCGUGUCUAUUUUAAUGUUAUCACAAUUACUACUUACUACUACCGUAAGCCUUCCGUAGAGUUCAAUCAAAAACGCAAAUGUUAAUUGCCAUAGUAGCAGGUUAUGGAUAUAGCUGGAGUUUUAUUCAUUUACAAGAUUUCCAUAUUAUAAAAUUAUUUUAUAUGCUGUGAAAUGCUCUGGGUAUGUAAUUCUACACCGAAAAUUCCUACGAAAUUCCCAAGAUUCUAUACCACGACUCGUAUGUUUGUAUUUUGCAAAUUUAUUUAUGAAUGGUGCUUUUAAGCACAUGGCCUAUAUAUACAUUAUUAGCGCUGUUAUGAUAUGUGUGUAUGUGUGAGUAUAUCAGUGCAUAUACGCGUGUGUCAACAGCUACAUUCAACAACUUGUCAUGAUAUCGUGAAAUGUAAAUAAAAAGCUACAGUAACCUUGGUAUACAUUUAAAAAAUUUAA
This is a messenger RNA of Priapulus caudatus, 5361 nucleotides long. RefSeq lists its product as uncharacterized. The record is from RefSeq and is a predicted model, not a curated record. Lineage: Eukaryota; Metazoa; Priapulida; Priapulimorpha; Priapulimorphida; Priapulidae.